AUGCCUUUCCCUUCAGAGCCGCUUACUCUACGCGGCGGUUGCAACUGCACUGCUGUGCGUUGGCGCAUGUCACUUCCUGACGCCAGCAGACGGGUGGCUAACCCAUAUCAUACUCCGGGAACGAGUAUAGGGGACUUGCGGCUUCCCACGGCGGUUGUCUGUCAUUGUGAUGGCUGUCGGCGAGCUACGGGUUCUCUCGGCGCUUAUGGGUUCGCCUCGGACAUGGCACUACUCGAACUGUCAAUCCUUCCACGGGGCACGAUACCUGAUCAGCGCGAAGACCAGGAUGACGACGGACGACCGUCGUAUGCCCCUGCCGAAAAUUUGAUGGAUGGUGACACUAAAGAACUCGAUACUCUAUGGCUGACGCACUAUGAGUCCUCUCCGGAUCGGCACCGGUGGUUCUGUGGACGCUGCGGAACACAGAUCGCUAUUGCAGCAUCGAAGGAUGCCAUUCCUCCCGAGUUAGGGUGGCCUAGAGUGGUGAACAUUUGGGCUGGUACAACAGACCGCAACCUGCUGGAGAACGACUGGUGCCGUCCCGACCAUAUCAAUAAUUGCUCUGUCGCUAUCCCCUGGGUUAGGGAUCAUGUCAGAAACGGUGCAAAGGGUUCUGAAGAGCACCCUUCCUUCAUGAUUGAUUGGCACAUGACUGAUGACAUUCGGCCUCAUAUCGAGAUGUUGAACGCAAUGGGAAUGAAUUUGAAUGUUACCAUGUGGAAAUGA
This is a messenger RNA of Talaromyces amestolkiae, 726 nucleotides long. RefSeq lists its product as uncharacterized. The record is from RefSeq and is a predicted model, not a curated record. Bases 1 to 726 code for a protein of 241 amino acids. Lineage: Eukaryota; Fungi; Ascomycota; Eurotiomycetes; Eurotiales; Trichocomaceae. The transcript has a single exon.